Molecule: messenger RNA, 918 nt
Organism: Cercospora beticola
Lineage: Eukaryota; Fungi; Ascomycota; Dothideomycetes; Mycosphaerellales; Mycosphaerellaceae
Source: RefSeq, a predicted model, not a curated record
CUACCUUCAGCUAUGAACAAUAAUGAAAGCUCGGUGCUUCGACUCGAAUAUAGUCCGUGGACUGUUGAAAUUAAAGUCACGGUGAUCAUGGCAAGAAUCUCACAAGACUUUAUUGCGAAGCUUGCAAAGACGAUCAACUCAUUCAAUGUUCCAUGCGUCCUGUGGGGCCAUUGUCUUCUCAAUGUUCACGGGGUACCAUCGAUUAUUGGAUCCAUCGACUUCAUCGUGUCAGACGAACAACUACAGCUCAGCAUAGGCGCCAUCUCAACUCAGGCAAGAAGACUGGUUUCUUGUCAUAAUCCCGACACUUGUCCUUUUGGUUCGAAAGACCGCUUCACACCACCACCAGCAUUUCAUAUGCAUGUGCGGGACGAUUUGAACAUCACCGUGGGGCUCUAUCCACAAUCAGACACACUCUGGUUCUUGCCCCCGCUGGCGAAGGCGCUCCCAGACGCAACUGCGAAAUUUCACGGAAACACUCUCUUUGCAAUGGCAUCAGACUCGACUGUUCUUCCCCCUUCGAGACCUGGUCGGGGCUCUGGUGUCUUCACAGACAAAGGAUGCCAUCAUGUGGUAGUACCACAAGCAGCCGUGUUAUUGGAGGCAUAUAUGCGGCUUUACGCACGAGAUGCGGAGAAGAAGAUUGGCAGCUUUGCAAUGGCCAUGAUCGAUUACGUGGAGCAGUACAUCGAUGAAGAUGGCCUUUUGGACGUGAAUUUGCUUCCAGCCCCUCUAGGCUGGUUUUACCUCCAGCUCAAAUCGGGAGAGAUGCCUGUCCGCCAGUGGACAAAGGAACUGCGGGAGGCGCUUGGGGUCCGGAGCUGAAGUUUAAUGUUACGACGAGGCAUGACCUUCGAAGGGAAGCAAGCAGAGCAUGCGAGGACCUCUUUGCCAAAUGGAAACAGAGAUCGGCCAUUU